UGAAUUUCGAACAUUGUCGGCCAUAGAAGGACAAUACUCUCUGAAAACACCAUUGCCAAAGUCAGCCGAGACAUGCCAAUUGCCUGUAAUAUCUGCAUUGCCAUUAAAUUUAUAAAAUCACCAUUUACGCCAUAUCCAUCACCAUAUCUUAAUUCUGAGUGACGCGAAGUUCGCGUAUAGAGGGAAGUGAAUGGGCGGACUCAGGUCGUGGAAUGGCAGUGGUGACUGCCAGAACAAUGGUGGAUACUAAUGAAAGGAAGAAAACUAUCCAUCCCUUAUUUGGCAAACCGAACUCUUCAAACCCAGCCUCAACUUCACCGAGCGACCUGCCACAUACUGCACGACCAGGCACUGCCGAACCAAGCACACAUACUCCACCAUCAGCAUCGUUAGACAAUGUGCGCGACGAUGUGUGGCCUACACCCCUUGAACCUCACCCAGGGCAGUAUGAAGGGGCUGUUUUACCAACCACCACACAUCAAAAUAGUGAAGGUAUGGAGUCAGAUCUAAACGAAUCUCGACGGAAGAGACGAAAGACGAUACCGCCAGAGGACAAUAGUGGGCGGAAUUAUCAUUCCAAGCUCGAAAAUGCAGCGACCUCGAGAGGUUCGAACGGCACCCUCUCACCCUGUUAUGGAGCACUGGGAGAAGCACUUCACAAUGUUCCCGGCGGAUUGGGCUUCGAAAACGCUCAUGGAGCACCAUUCCAGACUCAUGGUUUUGAGGGCCAGGCGGAUUCCAACCUAAAUACAUUGGAGGCUAUCAGGCCCAAUACUAUAAACACCAUUGCGAAUGGAGAGCAAGCCACUUCGGAGCCGGUCGGAAAGCUAAUGGAACUUAUUACAUGCAACGAAAAGCCGAAGAAAAUACUUCACUUCAACAUAAAAACAGGCACAAUUGGCUCUCCACCCAAGCGGUCCAUCAAGGACCAGGCACCUUCAAAGGGCCGCAAAAAUCGCAAAUCGCUAGUUAUUACAUUGAAAUACGGGUCGGAUACAGGCACCCGGUUGAGUGUAGGGAACAAGAUCGACCACAUAUUGAGCGCUACCAAGCCAAUACAGGCCCCCCCGAAGCAGAAAUUUGAGGUCGAAGCUCGUCCCGUGAAAGCCAACAUAAGCAAAUCCCCACAUCCGUUUUUCCUUGGUAAAGCCGCGGAGAAGCCCAGUAGGAACGGAAGCAACAAUACUUCUACCGAGCCUACCGCAGCUGUCCCCCAACAGGCAGCCUUGUGUCGAGCGCCAGCAACAGGCCGCCCGCUUCACGCUCCCAGCUGCCCACCUCCCAACGCCAAUUCCUUCGCUGGUUUUGGAAACUCCAAUAGUCUCAUGAAGUUCCCGGGGGCAGUCGAACCAAUAUGGCCACCUAGCGGAAUGACCCAUAUCAGAGGUCUAGAGAAUGACCCCUCGCCGACUCCAGCGGCAGAUCCGUCGAAGUUGCUCAAAUCCGAAAAUCACAAAUCUAAAUAUACGGCUAGUGAGGCCACCGCCAACGAAGAUAUUCUAAAUGUUAUAGCCAUCAAGCUCGAAAUAAACGCUGUGCGAAAAGAUAGCGCUAAUCGCUUCAAUGCACCAGAUAGAUGCCUUCGUGUGCCAGAACGCCACUUUGAAUCGGGAUACAAGCUUCAGCGACGUAUCAGGCCGCAGUUAAAAUCUGCUGUGACCUCAGGACGCUUCACAGAUGAUUACAGUGAGGACGAACUUAGCAGAGUCAGCCCGGGCUCUUCUCCUCACCCAGUGAUCAAUAAGCUAUUUGGCAGCAUACCCACAACUCUAAGCGCCUUUGACAAAUCACAAUAUCAGACUCAGUCAUGGAUACACAAAUAUGCGCCACAUUCAGCAGCAGAGGUUUUGCAAAAUGGAAGAGAGGCUUUCAUACUGAAAGAAUGGCUACAAUCCCUGACUGUUAUUGCUGUUGAUACGAAAGUAACUGACUCCAGCAAUACUCGAGCCUCGCCUGGGCCUGUAAAGGCGGAAAAGGAUAGUGGAGGCAAGAAGAAGCGGAAGUCGAAGAAGCUGGAAGAUUUCAUUGUGUCUAGUGACGAUGAAGCCAACGAUAUGGAUGAAGUAUCCGAAUCCGACGAGGAAUCUCCACGAGGCGGCCUUGGCAGACCGAAAAAAACUGUUAUUCGACACGGUGAUCUGAAGUCGAUGAGCUCUAAGCAGCCAAACAAGCUCUUAAACGCAGUUGUGAUAAGCGGACCAAAUGGAUGUGGCAAAACUGCCGCUGUUUACGCUGUGGCAAAGGAACUUGGUUUCGAGGUAUUUGCGAUUAACUCUAGCAGUCGAAGGAGCGGCAAGGAUAUCCUUGAGAAGGUUGGAGAUAUGACAAGGAAUCACUUAGUGCAGCAAACGCAAGAGCAGAAAUCGGACGGUAGUGAAGACCUUCAACGCGCUUCGGAUGCUCUUGAUGCGGAUCUAAAGAGCGGUCGGCAAGGGACAAUGAAGACCUUUUUCAAAUCUACUGCACCAAAGGCUAAGGAGCCAAAAGCAAAAAAUGCAAAGCCAGGCUCAGAGAAUACUUCGCAUUCAACAGAUCCAACUCCAGCAAAAAAGCCAAAGCAACAGAAGCAGUCGCUGAUUCUCCUUGAAGAGGUCGAUAUUCUCUUUGAGGAAGAUAAGCAGUUCUGGGCGACAGUCCUGACCUUAAUAUCACAGUCUAAGCGACCAAUUAUCAUGACUUGCAAUGAUGAGUCUCUCGUUUUGAACCAACUUUUGCCAUUGCACGCAAUAAUUCGGUUUGCACCACCCCCUGUUGACCUUGCAGUCGAUUACAUGCUACUGGUGGCUGCAAACGAAGGUCAUGCCCUGAAGCGACCAGCAGUCACAGCUUUGUAUAAAUCGCAGAAGUUCGAUCUUCGAGCAACAAUGACGGAUCUCGAAUUUUGGUGCCAGAUUGGUGUGGGUGACCAAAGGGGUGGCUUCGAUUGGUUUUACCCCCGCCUGCCGGCUGGCAUCGAUAAAGAUUCCCAUGGCAACACUGUCAGGGUUGUGAGCGAGGACACUUAUAGGAAUGGUAUGGGCUGGUUAGGACGGGAUUCGUUGUGCGAUCCGUCCGGCAUCAACGAUAUCGAGGAGGAAAUCAUCAAGCAAACGUGGAAUGGAUGGAAACUCGACGCUGGAGACUGGUAUAAAACACUUGACCUUGGCUCAUACGCCGGCAAACCCGUCGAGCUCUCAAAGAGGAAACGCCUCAAGGCCCUUCAAUCAUAUGACAUCUUCACCGAUGCCAUGAGCGCCGCCGACCUCUGUGCUUCUGGCACACUAAACUCAUCCAACUACAUCCUCCUCGACACUACCGACCCUCCAAUAAGUGCCAAAUCCCUCGCCGACCUCCCUAUUGGCUCCGCCUUCCUUGCCGCCACUCCCCUCUCCCCACCCUCCCUUCCACUCGUCCUAUCAGGAACCCUCAAAUCCCUCGCCCGCUCCUACGCCAACAGCUCCCUCCCUCGCCCCAUUCGUACUGGCCUGUCCCCAGUCACCGAGCCCCAACUUCUCACCCACAUCACCCAGUCCCGCUCUUCCCCUCCAGGCUGUAUCUCAUGCGCCCACUACAGCCUAGCCUUUGAUCCCCUCGGAAUCCCCGAGAAACCACUCUUUCCGCCUCCGUACCUCGAAGCGUCGUGCGUGGACCGCCCCAUGGCGCUGCUCGCUACGGAUAUCGCGCCUUAUGUGCGCGGCAUUGUGGCGUGCGAUGCCAGGGCAGCGCGGGAGCGAGUUAAGGCGGGCAAUCUGGUGAGUGAAGGGGAAAGAGGGAAGAGGCCACGAACAACGAGGGCGGCUAUGGCGGCGCUGUGGGGUGGAGGGAGGAGAGUGAGGAGGGAGUGGUGGUUUGAGGGGGUUGGAGUGGGGGAAGUGGAAAGGACAGGGGGUGAUGGGUGGGGUGAUCUUGUUAGUGGUGGUGGUCAGGCAGAGGAGAUGGUGUGGUCGAGAGAGGGAACUGUUUGAGUCGGCAAGGUGAUGAAGGUUGAGAUAUGAUAUCAGAUCUGCUGAAGAAACUUUAUGUAUGAUUCGGUGCUGGGGUUUACUGGCUGGCUGCUUUUGGUGGAUGGAUGGGCAUUUGCAUGACUGGCCACUGAUUGGUAGUGGAUGGAGCAUUUACAACACAUAGCAUAGCAUAGCAUAGCAUA
This is a messenger RNA of Pseudogymnoascus destructans, 4126 nucleotides long. RefSeq lists its product as uncharacterized. The record is from RefSeq and is a predicted model, not a curated record. NCBI's taxonomy places the organism in Eukaryota, Fungi, Ascomycota, Leotiomycetes, Thelebolales, Thelebolaceae. The coding region runs from base 213 to 3944 and encodes 1243 amino acids. Gene Ontology annotation, molecular function: ATP hydrolysis activity; DNA binding; ATP binding. Gene Ontology annotation, cellular component: nucleus. The transcript is spliced from 3 exons.